Messenger RNA from Plutella xylostella (diamondback moth), 1682 nucleotides. RefSeq names its product neuropeptide receptor A28 (gene NGR-A28). The record is from RefSeq and is a predicted model, not a curated record. Gene Ontology annotation, molecular function: vasopressin receptor activity. Gene Ontology annotation, biological process: neuropeptide signaling pathway. Lineage: Eukaryota; Metazoa; Arthropoda; Insecta; Lepidoptera; Plutellidae. Gene Ontology annotation, cellular component: plasma membrane.
AAAAAGUGUUUCCUAAAAAUAGUUAUUAUGUGACAGAAAUAGUGUAUUUGUAAAUAAACUUUUAGAACUGCUCUAAAGUUAUUGUGUGGGAGUGUUCAAAAAAACAAUUCGCCUACUUCAAGAUACGCAAUAGUAAACAUGGACAACUACUAAGAAUCCAAUAUUGCGAAAAAUAAAAUGUAAACCCUUGACCUUGAACCAAUCAAGCCACCAUUCUGAAAAUAUGCUGUCAACACCAACGCAAACUAUACUGUCGACCGAAAAGAGCAUAGACGUGAGAUUUUGGGACUACUUCAACAUGGAAGUGCCACAACCAAUGAACGCGUCCGAGAUAGCGGAUGGGCCAAUGAACGUCUCGGCCAGCGUUCUCAUGGCCAAUCCGCAGCCGGGGUUCAUUGUGGGCGUGUACAGUGUGUUGCUCGUGAUUGGUGCGUUGGGGAACGUGGCUGUGUUCACGUCGCUGGUGCGCUCGCGCCGACGCAAGUCCAGAGUUAACUUGCUGAUGACGCAUCUGGCCUCGGCCGACCUCAUCGUCACAGCCUUUUGUAUUCCACUUGAGAUCGGCUGGCGAACCACCAACCAGUGGUUGGCGGGAAACUUCGCGUGCAAGUUCUUCCAGGUCAUUAGGGCCUUCGGACUGUACCUCUCAUCCAACGUACUCGUCUGCAUCUCACUGGACAGGUUCUUCGCGGUGCUGUACCCGCUGCGGCUGGCCAUUGCGAGGAAGCGCAGCAAGACCAUGCUGGCCUGCUCCUGGAUCGUGGCCCUCCUCUGCAGCGCGCCGCAGAGCCUAGUGUUCCGCGUGAUGAGUCACCCGCAGCUGCCGGAGUUCCAGCAGUGCGUGGCGUUCGACGCGUUCUCCAACCGCCACCAGGAGACCGCGUACAACGUGCUCUGCCUCGUCGCCAUGUACUUCCUGCCGCUGUUGAUCAUCACCGUCUGCUACGGCUGCAUCUUCUAUGAGAUCUCCAAGAAUUCUACGGUUGUUUCUGACAAAUGCGGUGACUCGGAGCGCAGUCGCAUCAAGCUGCGGCGGUCGGACGAGCGGCCUCUAGCCCGGGCGCGGCGCCGCACGCUGCGCAUGACCGUUACCAUCGUGAGCGUGUUCGCGUGCUGCUGGCUGCCCUACGCCACCAUGACGCUGUGGUACAUGCUAGACCGCAGUUCAGCAGAGCACGUCUCCUCCAGGCUCCAGGAUCUGUUCUUCAUGAUGGCAGUGUCCAACUCCUGCAUGGACCCGCUGGUGUACGGGUCGUAUGCGCUGAGUCUGGACAUGAAGAACGUACUCGCGAGCACGUUCAGGAAGAUUCUGUGCUUGACAACCGCGUCGCCUGAUAUUCAAGCCGUGUCGACCCCGGGAACGCUGAAGAGUAAAGCCACUGCAGUUCUGCAGCCAGAAUGUAUUGGUGUCACGAAGCGUGCACAGCGGUUCACGGUCCGAUUCGAGGAGACUUCGUUUGUCGCCCCGAGCGCCGGGUCCGACCCGUCGCCGUGGGGCGAAAACAAAGAUGGCGGCUGCACGUUGAAGCCUUCGCGAAGUUGCGAAGUGUUCACGCUACACUCCACGCCGCGCCGACUACGGGCUUCUCUUGACAGCUCCGAGACAGAACCCAUCAGAUUUGCAAGACCAAGCUGACUUGAGUCUGGGAAUACGCUGCCAAAUCAAAAAGACAAUAAGUAAA